This is a messenger RNA of Onychostoma macrolepis, 6362 nucleotides long. RefSeq names its product gastrula zinc finger protein XlCGF8.2DB-like. Gene Ontology annotation, molecular function: RNA polymerase II cis-regulatory region sequence-specific DNA binding; DNA-binding transcription factor activity, RNA polymerase II-specific. Gene Ontology annotation, cellular component: PcG protein complex; transcription regulator complex. Lineage: Eukaryota; Metazoa; Chordata; Actinopteri; Cypriniformes; Cyprinidae. Gene Ontology annotation, biological process: regulation of transcription by RNA polymerase II. The transcript has 2 exons. The record is from RefSeq and is a predicted model, not a curated record. Bases 347 to 1432 code for a protein of 361 amino acids.
UUUACGGAAGGAGGAGUGAUUUGUGUUGAAGGAGAGCUUCUGCAUUGGUCGAGUAUAAAACUGCACGAAACUUUUGACGUGUUUUAAAGAUGCACAUGAUAUUAAAGAUUGUUCUGAGGUAGCAAUGUGAAUGAAUGUUGGUUACCGAAUGCCGUAUUUUGCAGCUUUAUGUCAAGCGCUAAUAGAUGGUUUCUCGUAAAUGGCGCCAAAACUGAUGUUAUUUUCUGUGAGUAAAGCGAAUCCACACGUGAGGAAAAUAUUUAUCAGUGAUGUAUUCAUAAAUCAGAAACGUUACGAAGUCUGGUUUCCAAACAAGCAGGAGAACCUCCAGGUUUAACAGAAGAAGAUGGAGCUUGUUAAAGAGGAGAGUGAAGACAGUGAUGCAGAAGCAUGUGGAGUGAAAGAGGAAGAUACUGAGGAACAGAGAGACCUGGUGGAAGUGAAAGAGGAAAGUGAAGAACUGAAUGAAGGGGAGGAGAAACAGCAGAAUCGGGAACCUCAAUGUUUCAUAAGUGGAGAAAAAUCUUUUAGUUGCUCUCAGACUGAAAAUAAUUCCUCACCAGAAACAACAGAGCCCAAUAAUUCAUUCAUGUGUCCUCAGUGUGGAAAGAGCUUUACUUGUAAAAGAGAUCUUAAGAGGCACAUAAGAAUUCACACCGGAGAGAAACCGUUUCCGUGCUCUCAGUGCGGGAAGAGUUUCGCAAAUUCAGGAGAUCUGAAGAGACACUUAAGAAUUCACUCCGGAGAGAAGCCUUUCACCUGCCCUCAGUGCGGAAAGAGCUUCACGCAGAAGGAAGGUCUGAAGGAACACAUGAAAAUCCACUCCGGAGAGAAACCUUUCGCAUGCAUGCUGUGCGGGAAGAGUUUCACACAUCAAAACAGCUUAAAAAGACACAUGAAAGUGCAUUCUGGAGAGAAGCUACACCAGUGUCCUGAAUGCGGCAGGAGGUUUUCAGAGGCCUGCAAUCUCAAAACUCACCUGCUCUCUCACACCGGAGAAAGACCCUUUCACUGUCAGCGCUGCGACAAGAAGUUUUUCUUGGCCGUUCACCUCAAAACGCACAUGAGGAUUCACGAAGACGAGCGGCGGUACGUGUGUUCAUUCUGCGGGAAGAGUUUUCUGUGGCUCAACGGGUUUAAAGACCAUCAGAAAAUACAUACUGGUGAGAAACCCUACGUGUGUUUGGACUGUGGAAGUACUUUCACUAGAGCCGGUGAACUGAAAGUGCAUGAACGCAUCCACACCGGAGAAAAACCCUACAAGUGUUCUCACUGUGAGAAGAGCUUUACGGUUUCAGGAGCCCUUAAAGUACACGAGAGAGUUCACACCGGAGAGAAACCGUACCUCUGUCCUUCAUGCGGGAAGACUUUCAGCCGAUAUGGAAAUCUAGGGAAACAUUUAAAAAAGGCUUGUCCAAAGCUGAGACAGUGAGGAGGUUCACCUCCCGGUAUAGGCUUGUCCAUGUGAACUGGACGCAGACGGGAGAGUUAUAUGACUUGCCAAUCCACUAACAUGAUCAUUAUAAAAGUAUUAAAAAAAACAAAAUACAUUUACAUACACAAACCCGACAAUCGGAAUAUCAACUAUUUUACAAUCUAGAAAUAGUUCACCCCAAAAUGAAAAUGUCAGAAUGAGAGUCCAAACAGCUGAUAAAAACAUCACAAUAAUCCACAGCACUCCAGUCCAUCAGUUAACAUCUGGAGAAGACAAAAGCUGAAACACAUCCAUCAAGAUGUUUUUAACUAAAAUGCGAGUCCAUAAUCACGCGUCCUCCAGUGAAAACGUCCAUCUCCUGUUGUGUCUCACAUCAAAAUAUGGCUGCAUAUUUAUUUGUAGCUGUUUUAGCUAAUGAUCAUUUUGCACUGACUACCAAUAGCUGCUCGCAUAAAAUUCAAGGCAUUGAUGUUUGCCUGCAGAACUGGCUCUGCAACCAUUUACAGGGCUCCAUUGGCUCCUAUAAGAAACAAAAUUAGGCACCAAAUUAUUUUUUUAGGUGCCACAGAAUAAAUGUGCUUUAUUUUUUUACGCUUUAACAUUUCAGUCAUACUGUCAUGUGUUUAUGUCUCAUCUUUUCAUGUUUUUAUCAGCAUUUUAUUCCAUCUUGUAGAUGUCCUGGAAACUAAAGGUUCACUUAAAGUGGGAACUAAACACUUUUCCAACUUCAGAACUAUAUACAGUCACAAAGAAUUAUUACACAGAAUCUGUGCCAAUAUCACUGACCAUAAUGCCAGCAUCUUUUGGCCACUGAGUAUAGUUUGGGCUCCUGCUCAGUGCAUCCUAAAUGUUGUUAUAUGUCUUUCACACAUCCAGCCUGUUUUUCUUCAUUAGUAACAUGCACUUUUAUAGGAGGUCUUGAAUUUAGCUCCUCACAUUCUCUUAUCAUGUACAUAACAGGAUAAGUAAAAAUAUGAAUAUGCAAAAUAGUGCAUAUAUUUAGCUAAAUGCUCCUCUUUAUAGUUAUUUUUCUAGCUGACUGAUGAGCUUAUGAAUGUCGAACUGUUAUUCUGAGGUAAAUGAUUGUUACGUGGCAUUGUUUACAAGCUUUACACGUUUUCUGCAGCUUGAAACGCUGAGACAUUUCAGUAAGUUGUACUGUAGGUUCUCUUAUAAAAUAGCCUAGCUUCUGAUGUUCAUUCAUGUUUAUUUCGUACUAUAGUGGUAGAGAGAAAGAUAUGACGGGUUCACGUGCCGCUUGAACUGAGGCGCUAAAGCGAUCGUUCACGCCACAUUAAAGAGCACCAAAACGGUUUAUUGUUUGAACUUUGUUAUGAAUUCAGCAGAAUUUUAAAGCUGAUAUUUGUUUAUUAAAAGGUAACAGAUCACAAAGCUUAUUGCGAUUACUGGACAGCAAGUAUGUUACAAAUAAUAACAGAAUUAGCAGAACACAGCAUAUAGACUAAAGAUCUUGAUAACAAGAAGCCAUAGUAUCAAUUAUAAACGAGAAUUGUUAACGAUAUUGCCAGUAUCCUCAGAGCUGACAGCUUUACCUGUUGUAGUUUGUUCAAGUUGUGCAUGAAAUAGACACUGAUUUUCUGCACUUUUACUUCGCACGUCUCCGUCAUUUUUAAUCUCUAUUAUGCUGCACGACUGAGCUGUGUUUAGCAGGUGUGCCGUCAGCGCUGUGGUUCGGCAGAGAUGAGGAUUGUAUUUCCUCUAAUAUUUUGAUGCGUAUUGUCUCCGUUUAAUCUGAUCAUAAAACAAUCAAGAAAAAAGCUGUUACUUGCAAAUUUUCAUAUCUAAUGUAAACUGAUAUAGUCACCAGUGGCGACCUCAUCAAAAACUUCACUCGCAAAUUAAUAUUUUGGGUUGCAACUGUUUUAAGCACUAAACACACUGCACGAUUUUGUCCCAGCUGGAAGAUUGGCAUCGUGAAACAAUCAUGGUGAUUAUCUGUGGCUCCUAAUCAGUGCUCUUAUGUCGUACAGUGAGACAGGUUCAAAGAUGGCCGUUGUCACGGUCUUACGAUCAAAGAUAGCCUACGAUACAGCAUGAUCAUCGCACAGUGUGUUUGCUGCUAAGACCCACAUUUACUGACCAACCAAUAAAAAUGCGACAUGAAAUCAACGCGACAUGUCGCUAAAACAUAAAACUGCUUAUUUAAAGCUCUUGUGCCUUCCUCUUUCACCGCUUCCACUUUUUUUCAGCACACAUAAAAAAUACAACUGCUAAAGUGUGAUUUAUUAUGCUCUCUUUUUUAUUACCACUAAAGCAUGCUGAUGAUGUUUUCUUCUUCUAAACUAAAGGAACGUGUGUUGUAGUGUACGAGUCAAUAGGUGUCAUCAUCGUACAGUCUACACACACGUCGUAGCCAAGUUUAUUAGAUCCAUGUCGCACAGUGUGACAUGCAGUGAUCAUAAAAGAUUACUAAAAUCGUGCAAUGUGUUUCUGGCUUUAGUCACGGUUUGGAGCCCUGCAUUUACCUAAAUUCUCUACUUAAGACUUAUGUGCCUCUAGAAGCUUGCGUUCUGCAAGUGAACGUCGCUUUAUUGUUCAUCCCAAAGAGACACAAAAUCACUUUCACAGACUUUUACAUUAACUGUUCCCUCCUGGUGGAACGAUCUGCCCAACUCAAUCCCUGCAGCUGAGUCCUUAACCAUCUUCAAGAAACGGCUAAAUCCAGUACAUCUCACACGAGCCCUCUCUAUUCUAUUUCUAUUUUACUUACUUUUCUUUGUAUUUAUUAAAAAAAAAAAACCUUGACCCUCUAACACUAGCACUCUGUAUUCUAAUUGUUUUCUCUUUAUUUAUUAUGUAUUAAAGACCCUCUAACACUAGCGUUCUCUAUUCUUUUUCUAUUCUAUUUACUCUUGCUAUGUGUUCUGUGUUGGACUAACUGGGACUUCUCACAGCACUUAUGUAUUAUUGCUCUUUAGUUGGUUUGAUUGCUUCUACUGUCCUCAUUUGUAAGUCGCUUUGGAUAAAAACAUCUGCUAAAUGACUAAAUGUAUUGUAAAUGGUGCUUAACCUGGACAUAUUUCUCUACUGAUUCAGACUAGAUGACUUUUUCACUGGAGGAAGAGUUAUUAUGGAUUAUGCACUCGUAUUUGAGUUAAAAACGUCUUAAUGCUGGAUGUGUUUCAGCUUUUGUCUUCUCCAGAUGUUAACUGAUGGACUGGAGUGCUGUGGAUUAUUGUGAUGUUUUUAUCAGACUCUCAUUCUGACGGCACCCAUUCACUGCAGAGCAUCCAUUGCUGAGACACUGAUGCAGAGACACAUUUCUACAAACCUGAUGAAGAAACAAACUCAUCCUAAUCUUGGAUGAUCUGAGGAUGAGCACAUUUUCAGUGAAUUUCCAUUUUUAGGUGAAACAAAUAAAUAAAACCCAUACAUCGAUCAUCACAAAGUGUCACAUGACUGCAUGAUGCUUCACUUUGGAAAUAGGAAUGUGAUUCGUUCUAUAGUAUAUCUAUAAUACUGCUUUCAGAACCUCAAGUUCUUAAAAACCAUAAUAGUGAUGAGGCACUUAAAUGGAAUGCGUGACGGAAUUGGUUUACGUAUAACACGGAUGUGGAGUUAGAUGCCUGUACUAUAACACAUCUGCACACUCUAUGCGAAAUAAAACCAGCCACGUGACACAGGACUGUGUUUUGCCCAAAGACUGACACUGAAGAAGCGGAUCAACAGAGAAAAGCCAAAGUGUGUCUGUAUUACUUUAUCAUUAUUCAUGGUACAAUAAACCAAAGUCAAGGAUGGAAAUUGCUCAACUUUCUUAUUGUCUUACAAUACAAUACAAUACAAAUUUUAUUUCUAUAGCAAAUUUAAAAUAACUGCCGUUGAUCAAAGUGCUUUCCAGCAUCAUCACACACAGUCACACAAACAAAAUUAAACAUUAAAAACUGAUCACUAGAAUCAAUUCUAAAAGCUCUACUAAAAAGGUACGUUUUCAAUCUAGACUUCAUCCACAGACGGGGAAAAUUUAAUAUGCAUUGGAGGAGGGUGCCAUAAUCGAGGAGUAGCCACUGAGAAAGCCCUAUCAUUUCAUUUUAGGAACAUGAAGAAUCAUCUGACUCGAGGAUCUCAUGUUUCUUGUAUUUUGAUAAGGAAUCAGAAGGUCAACAAUAUAUUCUGGGGCAAUGCCAUGCAACGCUUUGAAAACCAUCAACAAAACCUUAAAUUAAAUUCUAAAUUUUACAGGCAACCAGUGUAAAGAAAUGGUUAAUUCUCUCUCUUCUUUGUGCGAGUCAAAAGUCUGGCAGCAGCAUUUUGUACUAACUGAAGACGAGGUAAUUGACCCUGUGAAAUACCUAUACAGUAAUCAGUGCGUGAUGAUGUCUUAAUAGAAUGAGAUCCACAAAUAUUGAAGCUUCGCAAAAAUGAACUGAUUACACAAAUAAAUAAAAUGAGAUUUGCAAAUAAUAAAUAUGCAAAUGUUUUUAUGCCACAAACACAAAGCCAAGAGGUGCACACAAAUCCACAAAUAGAUACAGUCUCAAGCCAAUCAGAGAACUCUCAUUACUUUGAUUGGGUGAAAAUUCAACACACAAUAUUGCAUAAUAAUUCCUGCCUUCUAAAUAAAAGGUUGUUGCGUGAGUGGAUAAUGUGAAUUACAAAAAUAAAAAUAAAAAAGGCUUUGGCUUUAUUUUGGAUGUUGUAACUUUUACAAUCAAAACUGUCAAGUCUGAUUAAGAUGAAAGAUCAUUUGUGUGAUCAAGUGUUUUAACCAAUAAAUGAAUAUGCAUAUCCCUUAUCUGCUGGCCAUUUUAAUUUUAUAUGCAUUAACCUUUCGCAUAACACACAUGUAUUUCUUCUUUAUAAACAAUGGGAAUCAUUUUAAAAUACAUUUCAUGUUUUUGGAGUAUUGUUACAUUAAUACUUCUCAUCAGAUUGUUAGCGCCACAGCUUUUUUAAAAAUGUUAUAAUA